This is a messenger RNA of Brienomyrus brachyistius, 2321 nucleotides long. RefSeq lists its product as uncharacterized. Bases 360 to 1406 code for a protein of 348 amino acids. The record is from RefSeq and is a predicted model, not a curated record. Lineage: Eukaryota; Metazoa; Chordata; Actinopteri; Osteoglossiformes; Mormyridae. The transcript has 6 exons.
UGGGAUGAACUGAAAUUUGAUCAUUAUAAUAUAAUGAAUUAUAGCCUCAGUAUAAAUAUCGUUAUCAGUUUAAUAACAGCAGUGCGCCAUCAGGUGUGUAAAUAUCACACCCUUUUCCUGUUUCCUUCCUGGAUAUAUGUUACAUCAAAUGGGAAAAGCCACAGCUGCACUAUAAAAGACUUCUGGCAGUAAGUAGAACCUGUAGAUCAGGAAUCUGCGUUGCUACUUCAGCUGGUGAACUGAGACGCAAAGAAGCUCCCGCUUGUAAAAAGAGAGUGAGAGACAGCUAUACCAGCUAGCUCGGUCCUGAGAAGGAUCUCCCUGCUAUCUUCAGCUGCCAGCAUCCCACCCACCAGCUAAUGGAGAAUGAUGGAGGCCCCCGUCCCCAGGUGCUGUCCUUUCCUUCGCAGCACCCUACGCGGCUUCUGGAGACAUACGUGAAGCGCAGUCUGAGCAUCACUCCGGAGACGCCUGGGGUCGAGCCACCCAGGGCCAAACUCGGCGAAUGGUCCUCACUGGUGGAAAGUCAGAUCAGAAUCGGGGGCCACGAUAUUUCCAGUACUGUUUGGCCGCCUCAUGGCAUUGCGGAGGUGGGGCCCGCCGAGGAAGAUGAGCCGCUGGACCCUGUUGCCCAGCCGGAGCAGAAGCCCAAGAAGAUCAGCAAGAGGAAGAAAAUCUUGCAAUGCUUCGCUGGCCUAUUCUCCAGGAACGCCAGCGGGAAGAAGCAGGAAAUGGAGUCUGAGCAGGAGAAAUUAGGGAGGAAAAAGAGCACGAGGAAAAGCUCCCUCAAGAGCAGUGGUAUCCAGGAGGCCAAGUUCACCCCUGUAAAUCGGCCUUUCCCUCUGGCUGGGUAUGACACGGACCACAAGCUCAACAUCUUAAGUGUGGAACCCCCUAAUACAUACUACGAGACGGUAUCAGAGGAGCUAGCGAAUAUCGUGAAGGAGGUCAAAGAGAGUCCGAGGAAUGAAGGUUACACGACUGUUGCACAAGUCUUUGAGAAAAGCACUAAAGCGGCUACAGAAGAAGAAAUCAUAAAGAGGAUUGUAGAACUUUUAAAAGAACAAGGAAAAGACAUUGAUGAAAAGCUGGCGAUGAACAGCAAUGUGAGCACCUUCUUCCAGAUGCUCUCUUACGGCCGCUUCCAGCAGCUCGCUGAUUGUUACGUGGACGUGGAGACCCCGGGGCCGCUGCCUGCCGGCACUGGUGACCCCGCCCUGGUCCGCUUCGCCUUCACCCUGGACUUCACCGCCAAGUUGGCUCUCCUUUAUAACAACGCUCUGUGUCGGAUUGUGGACUUUGGGGUCCAGUACCUCCACGAUCGCUUUACUCAGAUCGACAUGCAGAAGAAUGACAUGAGCACAGAAUCUCAAGAACAAGAUGCAGAUGUUCCAGACCUGGACUAAACACAAAAAUUUAUGUUGGUGCAAUGAAGGACUGAUUCCACAUCUUCACCACUGAAAAUAUUGGAUUUUAGCCUCAAUAUGAGACAAAGAUCACAAACUGCUAUAAAGACAGGAUUUUCCAAUGAAGCCGGAAAGGGUGGAUCAGUUCAAGCGGCAAAGACACAUUGUUACAAAUGCCGCUGCUCUGACAGUCACCAGCCCACCUACAGACCAUUCUGCUACGCACAGUGUUCUUCUUGACUUGAAUGUUGCAGAUCUGCAUUUCUAUCCAUCCAUAAAUGAAAGGAAGAAAAAAGGUGCUUUCAUCCUCCUUCCUGGUCACGUCACACACUGAGAAGCACCUGCAUGCUGCUAUAUUUGCACAUUUGUGGAAAUGACAUGGGGAAAGAAAAGACACUGGGUAACCGGAGAAAACUUUUUAAUGUGUUGCUCAUAUUUCAAUAAAUUUAAACUGAUUAUCUUUUUAUUACAAACACUUUAAAUGAAAUGAACUGUAAUUUAUCGAGAUUUGGUAACAUAACUGUUAAAUGAAUGAUGAAAGACUGGACUUUGGUAAGAUGCGUAUUUUUAAAUGGUUGGAUAUGAAGUGUGGUCUGAAGGAUGAACAUGCUUCGCCAAACGUCUUUAUAGGUUCAGUGUCAGACCGAAUAAUCUCACCAGCCAUACUGUAAAAAACAACUUGAACUGUUUUAUAGUGCUCUGUGUAUGCUGGCGUACACAGCAUGUCAAUUUUUAAUCAGUAUGUUUGAUUAUUAUUUAUUUGCUUAUUUAUUUAUAUAUUUAUUUGCUUAUUUAUUUAUAUAUUUAUAUGCUUAUUUUAAUUAUUUGUUACUUAAAUUGUAUGUUGUGUUAGUGUAAGCAGUGGAGACUAUGUGUAACUCAUUGCCCUGCUCAUUAUAAAUGGUUUACAAACUC